CGGUCGGUCGGUUGUCUUGUGUCCAGCAGGCGGCGCUGUUUCCAUUCCUCACCCGGUGUGAUGCUCGUCUUGUCCACGGCUGCGCUGAAAGAAACUCGACCCUCAAACCCGGAUGUAACCAACGCCUAACCUGCCAGAAGAAAAACGAUGCAGACUAUAAAAUGUGUAGUGGUUGGAGACGGUGCAGUAGGAAAGACCUGCUUACUGAUCUCCUACACAACCAACAAGUUCCCCUCAGAAUAUGUGCCCACGGUUUUUGACAAUUAUGCAGUGACAGUGAUGAUCGGGGGAGAGCCCUAUACGCUCGGACUUUUUGACACAGCAGGUCAGGAGGAUUAUGACAGGCUGCGUCCUCUCAGUUAUCCACAGACGGACGUGUUCCUUGUAUGUUUCUCUGUCGUCUCCCCCUCAUCUUUUGAAAACGUCAAAGAGAAGUGGGUUCCUGAGAUUACUCACCACUGCCCACGCACACCCUUCCUGUUAGUGGGCACACAGAUGGACCUGCGGGAAGACAGCAACACAGUUGAGAAGCUGGCAAAGAACAAACAGCGGCCCCUGUACCCCGAGAGUGGAGAGAAACUGGCACGCGAGCUCAAGGCGGUCAAAUACGUGGAGUGCUCUGCUCUGACACAGCGAGGGCUGAAGAAUGUGUUUGACGAGGCCAUCCUGGCAGCCUUGGAGCCUCCAGAGACCAAAACCAAGAGAAAGUGCCUCCUGCUAUAAGAUGAACAACGGCAACGAGAGACGUAAUGGUGUAAGGCAUAGGUGGGGUGAAUCAAAAUACCAGAGAGAUCGAUGGCCAUUAUGAGAGAAGAAAAAAAAAGGACAAAACAAAAGGGGGAAAGGAGGUACAAUGCCAUUGAGACUUAUUCUAAUUGACACGUACACUGAUUGUGCCUUCAAUAUAAACUUUGAAAGUGGCUGAGGCAGCAUAAUUCUCAGCAUGCAGUAAAUGCGGUCAGUGUCGUCCAUCUCUUUUUCUGAAAGCUUUUUAAAAAAACAAACUGCAGUGUUCUCUCUACAAACAUUCAGGUGGGGCGGGCCCCCCCUGCCUGUCACUGUAAAGAAAGAUUCAUUUAUAUAGUUGCCUUUGGCCUCCUCUGUGUUUUACUUCUUUUGUUCAUUUCGGGGCUUUUGAACACUUUAGUUACAUUUAACAUUAGGUUUUUUAGUGAACUUUGGUUAGUACAUUUAAAGGGGCAACUUAAUGUUAAAUGCUACUCUGUAUUCUUUCUUUUGUGACCCUUGUUGAUUGAAUGAGGAAAGCACAAGAGAUUUUAUUUUCACUCCAAACAAAGGUAGCUCUCUGAAAUGAUUACUUUCUUCCUUUUGUGGGAGGUCAAGUGCAUUUUCACCAAUUUCCCUUCUCCUGAUGACUUAUGAGUUUUUAUUUUAUUCUCCUCUUGUUUAUACUGUGUUAAUUCUGUGACUUUAUUUUGGGAUUUUAUUUUGCAGUUAUUCAUUUUGAAACUUGACUUUUUAUUUUAUCCAGAUUUUUUUUUAUUUCUAGAAAAAACAACCAUAACUUUGAGUGAUUGAUAACAAAUUAAGUUGCAAUAUUUUCAAUAGAUCUUAAUCUUGAUUGAGAUUGAGAUUAUAAACUUUGAUAGUAAAUGUCUGGGUGUUUGUAAUCACAGGAUAUUUUUAAUAAAAAUGGUUUCAUGACA
Scophthalmus maximus (turbot) is the source of this 1667-nucleotide messenger RNA. RefSeq names its product cell division cycle 42, like (gene cdc42l). The transcript has 6 exons. Gene Ontology annotation, molecular function: GTP binding; GTPase activity. NCBI's taxonomy places the organism in Eukaryota, Metazoa, Chordata, Actinopteri, Pleuronectiformes, Scophthalmidae. Bases 148 to 723 code for a protein of 191 amino acids. Gene Ontology annotation, cellular component: dendritic spine. The record is from RefSeq and is a predicted model, not a curated record. Gene Ontology annotation, biological process: small GTPase-mediated signal transduction; modification of synaptic structure.